GACAUUGACAUUUCACACAAAAGAAAAGGUCGUACAGGUUCUGUUCUACAAUAAUGAUUUUUUGAUAAUAUCCUUUGAGAUUAGUUAGAAGUUUAUAAUUUAGUUAUAGAAAUGGUUACUAUAAUAAAGAACCAAUUAUUAAAACAUCUCUCAAGGUUUACAAAGAAUCUAUCACCCGAGCAGAUAUCCCUAUCCGCGCUCCGAGGCUCCGGCGAGCUGCAAGACCUGACCCUCGAUGAGGAUCUGCUGACAGACUUGCUGGAGUUGCCGGGAUGGCUGCGGCUGACGUCGGCUUCCUGCAACAAAGCUACCUUCCGGAUACAGUGGACGAAGCUGAAGACAGUGCCUAUUGUGCUGAAACUAGAUGAGGUCCGGAUAGCCUUAGAAGUAUGUACGGAACCCAGAGUAAUGAAUCCCGGCGCUGCGGGUGCCAUGCCUGCAGCUGGCAAAUACAGCUACAUUCAUAAGGUAAUAGACGGAAUCUCGGUGGUUGUGAAUCAAGUGCAAAUAGACUUCGCGUGUGACGCGUUCACAAGCAACGUACAGAUAUCCAGGGUGACGGUAGAAUCAAGGACGCCGGAGGGCCGACGGGGGGACCUAAGACUGACUAGGAUCAAGAACCCUGACACUGGACAACUACUAAUAUUUAAGGAGUUAGAAUGGCAGAGCGCUCGGAUAGAAGCCAAGCCACAUGGAGCGGCCGCGAAUUUACCACCACUGAGACUGUUACUGGGCAACACACACUGCCGAAUUGUGAUCAAAAAGCGGCUAGCGGAUUGCGCCGUGAUCGGUUCUCGCCUAGCCAUCCGACCUGAGCCGGUGGCGUGGGCGUUAACUGACGGUCAGCUCCGCGCGAUGCUAGCUUGCGCCGCGGCUUUGGCCGAGCCCGUGAAGCGAGCCACCGCCGCUGCCACCAGAGCCAAGGCUGCCAGAAAGGUAGAAGAGCCGCUGGAGCAGAUCCACAGCCGCUCGUCGUCGACCGAGCACGACAUCCUCGCGCGGAUGUUCGCGAAACACGACGUUCGGGAGACCUCCUACCAUUUGUUGGCGCCCAGGAUAGACCUGCAUCUAUGUGACGACCCUGGCUUGGGCCGAUCGGAACAUCCGUCCCUCUCUAACGGCGGCGCGCUGCAAGUUACUCUAGUGAGCAUGCAAGCCGACCUGUUCCCUUACCACAGAGCUUCCAACGAUCGAAGACAUUGGCGGGGUUACCGGGAAGCCGCCACACCUCACACCCAAUGGUUAUCGCAAGCCUUAUCGUCGUUUUGUGGGUCGCUAUUGGAACUUUUGGAUCCGAGACCCUUAACGCCUAGUAAUAAGCCCAGUCAAGUGGAGAAGAAGACCGAAGAGCCCGUGUCGAACGGCUUCAGUCACAAACCGACGCCCGCGCAAACUAGUGCUUCCACCGCUCCGUCCGCCAACACUACCUCACAAGCUUCUCCUACUAGAACGAGGAUUCUUCAGCAGCUGGGCAAGUUAAUGACCACGUGCCUCGUACUUAGGAUAGACGAUUUUACUGUUUACAAGGUGUCUACAAAAUCUCGAGAAGCGCCGCGUCCGUUAGUGUGCGCAGAGAAGUCGACAAUGCCGGGCGACGCCGGGUUACUACACGCUGAACUGACACAUUUCUACUAUCCUGGAGAUGUUAACUUUCCUGUCCCGGCGCCGAAGCUGUACGUGCAGCUGAGCCCGGUGCGCGUGCUCGUGGACGCGGCCAGCGCCGUGUGGCUGGGCGCCUUCCUGCCGCACGUGGCCAGGGCUGCUAGCGCGGCGGCCACCGCCGUCGGGGCUCCGAUAGAUGCGGCGGGACCCACAGCUAGUGGAACUGCUUAUUACGAUGUCCGAGCUGAAGCUAUAAUGCCUAGGAUAGUGCUAGAGGCGGGACCGGAACACAUACCUCAACAACGCGACCGGCCGAAAGAGCUCCACAUAUGCACCGCCAGAGCCAUGCUCACCAACGUACGGGAAUCGCCUAGAACCAACACGGCGGGCACGCGAGCGGACCUGGCGUCCAUCCUGGCGGCGCUGCGGAGGCUGGCGCCGCCGCGCGGCCAGUUCCCGUGCUCCGAGGGCGACCUGGAUCCUAUACAUGAACAGUUCGUGUUGCACGCCGAAAAUCUCGAUGACAUAGAUCGCGGAACAGCCAUAUCCCCCGAGCUGCUGUGGCGGGAGAACAGGAGCAUAUGGUGCUUGCGCGUGGAGCCGCUGUGGGCCGACCUGUGCGGCGCGCGCGCCACCGGCUACAAGCCGGCGCCGCUGCUCGACGCCUGCCCGCUCACGGCCUGGCUGUGCUUCAACGAGGACUUCUCCCGCAUCUGGGCAGUGGCUCGCACCACCGGCCUGGCCGGCCUGCAACUCAACCACUACCAGAUGCUCUUCCUACUGCGCCAACUGGAACGGGUCUCGGAGAUGACGGCAUGGCUGGCUCACGAUGCGGCUAGGCAACCUGAUGCUAGUGCAGGAUCAAUAGUUGUGGGUGUGGUGGUGCCAGCAGUGGAGCUGACGCUGGUUCUGCCCUCGAACUGCCCUGGACAGGAGUCUUCCAGAGACCUGGACAGUGUUCCUUUGGACUCCUCCAGCCUUCAGGAUAUGAAAAUGGGAUCUGAAGCGACAAUGGCGCCAUCUACACUAGUCGGCGAUAGCGGUAUCAUCAGCAGUACACAGCCCGUGGAGAUAUGCUCGGCGCAACCCCUUCCCGCCGAGGAGAUGCCACCACCCAGUCCGGGCCUUAGUUUUGGAGGUUUCUCAUCAAUGCGUCGCGGCCUAACGUCGCUAGUGACAUCUAUUGACAGCGCGUGGACGCGCGACGACGCGCGCAGCGACGCCGCCUCCACGGCAUCUUCUGACAGCGAACGCUACGUUGUCGUAGGUUUGGCUUGCGAGUCUCCUCUCGACGCGGAUCAGGCAUUCAGAGAAUUUGAACACGGGCGUAUGUCCACGACUGGUGUAGAGGUGGCGGCAGAAGUUUUGGAACGUUCCUCUUCGCCCAGCGACCAUUCUGUAACCAGUUCCUGUCGCCGGCGAGAUGUGAUAUCGACGUGCACUUGGCGCCUGCACGACAUCCACGCGGUGCACCAGAGCUGCGCCGGCGCCGCGCGCCUGCGCCUCGCCGCCGACGACCUGCGCACCGACGAGUGCGCCGCCAUACCCUGGGACGAGUUCCAGAACAAAUUCUCGAUGCGAGCGCGGGCCUGGACCGAGCCGGCCGUCGACGAGUGCGACUUGAAGCCUAGAGAUACUCCAAAAGUGGCCGCUAGGAUGACUAGAACCGAACUGCCGAGAGUUCCUGAUGAAAACGGUGUAACAUCAGGGCUGGCGCCAUGCGAGGAACUAUUAGAAGCUCGUGUUCGAGAACUGAGCAUAGCCCUCAACAUGAGCACGGCCCUGGCGCUCGCAGAGUUCAUUGAAGACGAGGUGCUUGUGCCGCCUAUGCCUUUGGAAGUAUUAAUAGAAAACGUGAAACUCCACCUAAUCGAGGACCGUCCAACCCGCUCCAUCUCGUCCCCUCCCCCGCAGCCGCUCGACGUCUUGCUCUCCGCGCUCCGCCUCGCGCGCGACCGGCGCGGCGGGCUGCGCCUCGGCCCGCCCGCGCCGGGCCCGGCCCCGUCCACCCCGCACCGACCCGAACUGGAGGAAGCGAGAGGGAAGAUAGACAGCUUGAGUAGAGAAAAUGAAGAGUUGAGAAAAAGGCUGAUGACUUUGGCUAGGAUUGCGGAGGAUAACAGAGAUUUGAGAGCUAAAGCGGAAGAGAUGUCGGUGCUACGUCAGUGCGUGCACACGGCGCAGCAGGAAGUCUCCAGCUUGCUGGCCGACAAGCAGGAGUUGCUGGAGGCCGUGCGAGUUUUGCAGGAGCAACUGGGGGUGCGCGGGAAGAGAUAGCGGUCCCGCGGCCGCGCCGGCGGCGACUCCUGCAGCCUCGACUGCACGCACUGCUGCGGCGACACCUAGCCACCACAAGGGUACUGCUCGCACUAGGCGGAACACAUAGCCACUAUACGACGGUCCUGCUCACACUAGGCGGAACACGUAGCCACACACCCGUCCUGCUCACACUAGGCGGAACACAUAGCCAUUACACGACGGUCCUGCUCACACUAGGCGGAACACAUAGCCACUACACGACGGUCCUGCUCACACUAGGCGGAACACAUAGCCAUUACACGACGGUCCUGCUCACACUAGGCGGAACAAAUAGUCACCACAAGUGCAACGGGUUUAGAUUUCCAGAACUUCUACAUAGGCCGGCCUCUGUAUUCGAGGGAGCGUCGAGAAUUUAAUGUACGAUUCUCACCGAUCGGCUGGAGUCGGGACGGGUCGGAACGCAUUUUCAAUGUACCUAUAAUGACCGUAGUUCUGUAGAAAGCGACCAACUUUUAUUUGUCAAAGUGACUUACACCUUAACACAGUAGCUUUGGUCGCUUUCUGCAUUGAUAAAGAAAUUGAGUUGGUCAUUUUCUGCAUAACUACAGUCAAAUUAUGUGUGGCCGAAGCGAUGGAAUCCGACCGGAGACGUCGGCGUCCACGGCUUGCGGCCAUACAAAUGUGAAAUACGCUACGACUUCGCUCGUUGGAUGGGAAUCGUAUUUAACCUUAAGACCAUGGAACUGAUGGAACGGUCGCUCGACUUUGAUGCCUUUUGCCUACCAUACAUUUAUAUGUUUGGUCAGUGUUUGGUGUCGAACUUCCAAGGGAUAUGAGCAGCACUAAGGCCGCUUAUAUAAGUUUGCAGGACACCGCGCCGGUCACCCGGCUCCCAUGCUCAAGCCAUUCAGUUCGCACGCCGAGAAGAAGGGAGCAUGAAAACUUAUGGGUACAUUAUUCCGCAGUCAGUUACAAUAAGUCAAAAGUUGUUACUAACUGUAAUGUAAAACUUCUGCUACACUCAUGAAGUACAUAAUUAUAUAAAGGAUAACACACGUUUUUCAAGUCAACAAUUUCUCGGCAUGUAACGCUCUAUAACGAAGAUCUUUGUCGAAAAAACAGUAUCAAAAAUUAAGUAUAAAUAUUUCAAUUAACAAUGGGAUUAAAAUUAAGAUACAUAAAAUGUCCCGAGUGAGAUUAACGCUAAUAAAACGUAUCGUAUUUAGAAAUAUAGAAUAACCAUUCCGUAGUUUGUAAGUGGACGAUGCUAUUCAGAAAGGACUCAAUGAAUUUUCGAAGUUUGAAUGUAAUUUUCUGUAUAACAUCAUUCACUUGGCUGAUUUAUAAAUUUUGGAUUGAAAUUUUGAGUAUUGACGUUUCAUCAGUAAAAUAUUAAUAUUCCUUUCCAAAGGACGAUAUACAUACUAUAUAUAUACGUAUAGAACUUAUUGCAGAGCAGAGAUCCAAAAAGCAGAAUAAUUGGCAAAAAAUGUAGACAGUUGAAACAAUGGGGAAAAGUAUGAAAUUGUAGUUAAAUACUUAUAUCCUCUAGCCGCCCAGAGACCUAUAAAAAGGUCUCCUGUUCCAUUCUAAUUUGAACUUUGUGUUGACAAAAUAAAAUUUCAUUUUUCUUGGCAAGGUUUGACGUAUGGGCGGCUAGAGGAUAUUAAUGUGAAAUAUGGUGACUCCAGUUUGAGGUUAAUGUUAGGAGCAUUGUGCCUACAUCUUUGCGUUUUUUCUGCUGCAUUUUGGACCUGAAAUCAGUAUUCAUCGUGAGCCAACAAAAAAAUCUUAAUAGUGAUGCCAUUGUUUUUACAAUCUAUAACCGUCAAACGUGUGUGGCAUGUUAGUCAUUAUAUUAAUUAUCAAAAUAUGGUGUUUAUCAAAUAUCGGUCGAGGUUAGCAAAUGUGAUCGCAGAUAUUUUAUACUUGCGUACUUAUAGCGUGCAUUUAUUAUUGAAAAGUACUUUAAUGUUACAAUGCGAGAGUUUCAGAAAUAGCGGA
Messenger RNA from Cydia fagiglandana, 5865 nucleotides. RefSeq names its product bridge-like lipid transfer protein family member 3B. NCBI's taxonomy places the organism in Eukaryota, Metazoa, Arthropoda, Insecta, Lepidoptera, Tortricidae. The transcript has 28 exons. The record is from RefSeq and is a predicted model, not a curated record. The coding region runs from base 112 to 3879 and encodes 1255 amino acids.